AUGUCAGAUAAUUCCACUACUGAAAAAAGAAAGAGAUCUAGAGCUGAGAGGGAAAAUCGUGAUGCUGAUGAAGAUAUCACUGACGUAUCCUCUGGUGAAGAGGAAAUAAUUGAUUCAUUAGGAGAGGAUGAAGAUAUAGAUUCAGAGGAUGAAUUUCAAGGUGAGAACCCUGCCGAUAAAAGAAGACGUCUAGCUAAGCAAUAUUUAGAAAAUUUAAAAGCAGAGGCCAAUGAAAUUGAUACCGGCCUAGACAAUCUGGAGGAAGGUAUCUCUACUAAGGAAGUAGAUGAAUAUAAUAACUUUGACGCAGCUGAUCUAGAUAGGGAUAUCAUUGCUGCAAGAUUAAAGCAAGAUGUAGCCGAGCAGAAGGGACGUAUCUUCAGGUUUGUUGGUGAUAAGCUGCUAAUCUCUGAAGCUGCUAUAUCAUUCACUAGAGUAGGUGAUAAGAAUUUAACCAGCAUGAGUUGUCACCAAUCUGAACUUAACAAAUUUGAUGCCGAAGUUGAGCAAAAGAAACUGAAUGGGUCCACAAAGAAGAUGGGGAAAAUUUUCGCCUAUACGGUCAGUAAGGACAUGUGUUUAACAAAGUACGAUAUAUCAGAUUUUUCAAAAAGACCUCAGAAAUUAAAGCAUGCCAAAGGUGGUGUUAGAUUUAUCCCUAAAUCUAAUGUUGAAAUCGAAAAUACGACGGAAGGUCAUUACGACGAAAUUCUUACAGUUGCAGCAUCUCCAGAUGGGAAAUAUGUCGUAACUGGUGGUAGGGAUAAGAAAUUAAUUGUAUGGAGUACAGAAUCCCUGGUACCAAUUAAGGUUAUACCAACAAAGGACCGUCGUGGUCAAAUUAUGUCGAUGACAUUUAGAAAGAACUCUGACCAAUUGUACGUAUCAUGUGCUGAUUAUAAGAUUAGAACUUACUCAAUCAAUCAAUUUUCCCAAUUAGAAAUUUUAUAUGGUCAUCAAGAUGCUGUGGUCGAUAUCUCAGCACUUGGUAUGGAGAGAUGUGUGACGGUUGGUGCGCGUGAUAGGACGGCUAUGUUGUGGAAGAUCCCAGAUGAAACCAGACUAACGUUUAGAGGUGGGGAAGAUUCUGAAAAGCUUUUGAGAAGGUGGAUGAAGGCUAAUGCAAUUGAAAAAGAAAAUGGUGAAAUAGAAUACCCAGAUGAAAAUGAAGCGCCAAUCUUUCAUACAGAAGGGAGUAUCGAUGUUGUUAGUAUGAUUGAUGAUUCUCACUUUAUUACAGGUUCUGAUAAUGGUAACUUGUCUCUAUGGUCGAUUGCUAAGAAGAAACCUAUACAUAUUGAAAGGGCUGCCCAUGGUGUAAUGGAAGGUCCAACCUUAGAUACCAUAUCUGGUGAAGCAAAAGAAGAUGUAAAAAUAAGACAACUUCAGAAUAGAAAAUUAAAACAUCCUUAUUGGAUUACUUCUAUUUACGCAAUUCCAUAUUCAAAUACAUUUAUUUCUGGUUCCUGGAAUGGUAGUCUGAAGGUUUGGUCAUUAGAAGAAAACAUGAGAUCAUUUAAAUUAAUUGGAGAAUUGCCUAACUGUAAAGGUGUGGUAACAAAAAUACAAAUUGUCGAGAGCGGGAAACGUGAUAAAGAAACGUUCCGCGUGUUAGCAAGUGUUGCCAAAGAACAUAAACUAGGUAGAUGGGUAAGAAAAGUUCCCGAGGCAAGGAAUGGUAUCUACUCUGCUACUAUUCAACAAACUGGGUUUUGA
Messenger RNA from Maudiozyma barnettii, 1716 nucleotides. RefSeq names its product Rrp9p (gene RRP9). Gene Ontology annotation, molecular function: protein binding; snoRNA binding. Gene Ontology annotation, cellular component: small-subunit processome. The record is from RefSeq and is a predicted model, not a curated record. The transcript has a single exon. Lineage: Eukaryota; Fungi; Ascomycota; Saccharomycetes; Saccharomycetales; Saccharomycetaceae. Bases 1 to 1716 code for a protein of 571 amino acids.